CAAAGUAAUAAAUUCAAGUAACGCCCACACGCACAAACCACACAGAAGUGAAUUGUUAAAACUUUAAACUUCCAUCCGUCAGUUCAGUUUGAGAGCAAAGACCUUGUGUACGUCACUACUUCUAGAACGAGAGGGAAGGUCCAAUGAGGUCAUAGUUCGACAAACAUAUGCAGAUAUAUGGGAAAGUACCAUACACCAUACCCAUCUAUCCCGCAACUGCCGAUCAACAGGUCAUCGACAUAUCGACUUUUGCUUAAUUCAUUCUAGCGACAACAUCGAAAACAUCGAUGCGCAUCAUUUGAUCGACAUCGACACCCCAUAGCUUACACUUAAAAAAGAACUACUCUCGACCAAUUAUACACCCUCCACAACCUUGAACCGAUUAAAAUCUUCGUUGAUUGUCUUCUCCGGCAAUUUGACCCUCUAGCUACGUACCUACCGCCAUCAUCUUGUUGAUCCCGGUCUUUGCGCCGUCAACGCUUACAGUUACUACUAUCGAAUUAACACUUGCGACUCCAGCAUACGAACAGUACAGAGUACCUAGCUUGUUAUAAGUCAAAUAUUUUCACCAUGGAGACCAUGAUCAAGUCGAUCUUUCGCAUAUUGCAGUUCCUUCUCGUCUUGCUCACUACCGCGCUCAUCGGCAAUGUCAUCGCAAGCAACAUCAGCGGCUCCGAGUCCGCCGUCAACUUCACCAUGUUCGUAUGCGCCUUGUCGUGGCUCGCCGUCCUCUACGGUAUAAUCUCGCAUUUCGUCCCCACCGUUUCUAUCCCCGUUGCCGCGCUCGGUCUCGACAGCGCCGCCACCUUAUUCACCUUCAUCGCCGCCGUCGUCCUCUCAGCCAAGUUACAAGCCGUGAACUGCUCUCAUCUGACAAAUAAAGCCAGCGAUUAUAUCGCCUUCGGCUCCAACAACGACGAGAAACGCUGCCGCGAAAUCCAGGCUAGCACCGUGUUCCUCUGGUUCCUCUUUGCCUCGUUCGCCGCGAGCCUCUUCUUCGUGCUGAAGGAGCUUCGGCGCGUCGGCGGUUCCGUUCGCGGGCCUAACAUGUCCCAGAUAGGCGUGUAGGCCGUUGAUCGGAAUGACGGCUACCAUCACUCGGUAUGGCGUGGGGUGUGUGCUACGACCUUACGAGAGAACGAGAGUUACAUGCGCUGGCUAUCGAUUGUACGGCCACGGGGAGUGAACAGACGCUUGAAUGUGAAAGCGAACGAUGGGUUUGGCGUUAGGGUCGGCUUAUAUACCGUGGGCAAAAUCCCCAAUAUUGUGUGUCACACGCAAGCCCUAAAUUCAUCUUUUCCUGGACGUAUUGGAGAAUCAUCAACGUGGUUGGUGGAAUGGUUUUGCUCUUUGAACUAGGAAUACGGAACAAUCGAUGAGUGUAUUAGGAAUUGUAUGGAUUACGCUUGGCAAACGAGCAUUUGUGUCUGGAUUAUUCGGAUUUUAGUUAAUUGAGAUACCAAUAGGGUAUUCAUAAUAAGAACUUCUCAAGUUAAUUCUCUCGUCG
Messenger RNA from Annulohypoxylon truncatum, 1507 nucleotides. Its product is annotated as marvel domain-containing protein. The record is from RefSeq and is a predicted model, not a curated record. Gene Ontology annotation, cellular component: plasma membrane; eisosome. The transcript is spliced from 3 exons. Lineage: Eukaryota; Fungi; Ascomycota; Sordariomycetes; Xylariales; Hypoxylaceae. Gene Ontology annotation, biological process: eisosome assembly; protein localization to plasma membrane. Bases 571 to 1068 code for a protein of 165 amino acids.